This is a messenger RNA of Rotaria socialis, 387 nucleotides long. The record is from the annotation of a GenBank genome assembly. Lineage: Eukaryota; Metazoa; Rotifera; Eurotatoria; Philodinida; Philodinidae.
AUGAAUCCAAAUGAAAUGCUAUCGCCAGUUUUCAUUGAUGAACCAAUUCAUGUAAAACCAGCACCAGUACGAAUUCGUCAUUUCUUUGUAUUCUCGCUCAUUUCCAGCGUUUUUUUAUGCCCAGCAACAGGUCUCGUUGCACUGGCUUAUUCAUUGAAAAGUUCAGCUAAAGCUGAUGUUAACUUUCAUGAUAAAGCUCGAAUGUACUCACGCUAUGCUUUAAUUUGGAAUAUCAUUUCGGUUGUUUUUGCUGUCGUGGUAUUUUUUGUGACUAUUGCAGUUUGUUAUCAAAUGAAUACAGGCAUGAAAAUGUAUCAUAAUCCAAUGCAUCAGCAACAACAGCAUGAUGAUAUUAAGAAAUUAAUUCAAUCGAUUACGAAUAAUUAA